Pistacia vera is the source of this 2575-nucleotide messenger RNA. Its product is annotated as probable starch synthase 4, chloroplastic/amyloplastic. The coding region runs from base 156 to 2219 and encodes 687 amino acids. The transcript is spliced from 20 exons. The record is from RefSeq and is a predicted model, not a curated record. NCBI's taxonomy places the organism in Eukaryota, Viridiplantae, Streptophyta, Magnoliopsida, Sapindales, Anacardiaceae.
UUGAGUAUCCAAUUAAAAGCGCAAAAAUCUUUUAGUUUAAGAGACUCGAUUUUCCUUACUACUGCACCAACUCUCAUUUUCAUUUUUAAUCUCAAUCUCAAUCUCAAUUAAAUUAUCAAAAUCAAUCUCUCUCUUUGGAGUUGAUUGUGGUGAGAAUGACGACGAAACCUUUGAUCAACGUUCCGAUCCUCCCUUCGCUUCCUCAUUUCUACAAGUCCAACACCAAAACUCUCAAGCUCCUUAAAACUCCCCCGCUUUCUUGCUUCAGGAAGAAUGGGAACGUCAAUGGCUUCUCUAGACUACCUUUAAAAAUGGAGUCAGGUGGCCAUGAUAACGCAGAUAAGUCUCAGGAAAAUUUUCAGACUUCAAAUAUGGAGCAGGAAAUGAAAAAUAAUGAUAUUUGGCGACUCUUUAAAGAAGCUCAGCAGAAUAUUUUAUACUUGAACAAACAACGUCUUUGGGCUGUUGAGGAGCUGAACAGAACGAACAGAGAAAAAGAACUUUUGCUUGACAAGAUAGAUCAACUGGAAGCUGAAAAGCAGAGCCUUGAAGUUAAAGAUAAGCAAUCAAUUUGUUGGGAGUUGCUGCUUCGGAUAGACUCAAUGGUUCUCACUGGCUUGAUUAACACCGGGGAGGCAUCUGAUUUGAGAAAUCUGGUCCUGGAUUCUAAAGUUAGGGUAGCUGAUGUUUUCUCUGAUAUCCUGCAGAAAAAUGAUGCUGAGCUUUUGGCUGAAUUCCAACAUUUCCUCAAUGAAAGCAAAAAGAAUGCUUAUCACAUUAUCCACAUCUGCACUGAAAUGGAACCGUUGGUCUCAGUUGGAUCUUUGGCUUCAUAUGUAACAGGCUUAUGCUGUGCACUACAAAGAAAGGGCCACUUAGUGGAGGUUAUUUUGCCAAAGUAUGCUAGUAUGGACCUAGAUGAAGUGCAUGGGCUGCGGGAAAUUGAGGCAGAGGCCUAUUCAUAUUUUAAUGGUCAAUUGCAUGGAAACAAAAUUUGGACUGGUGUUGUCCAUGGAAUUGGAGUCACUUUCAUUCAACCUUUGGAUUAUUCAUCAUUUUUCAGCCGUGAUAGGGUAUAUGGUUAUCCAGAUGACUUUGAACGGUUUACCUAUUUUUCUCGUGCUUCUUUAGAUUAUAUUGUAAAAUCUGGAAAGAAGCCUGAUGUCUUACACAUACACAACUGGGAGACUGCUGUAGUUGGACCACUUUUCUGGGAUAUAUUUGUUAACCAGGGUCUUGGAAGCACUAAAAUAAUGUUGACUUGCCACAGCCUUGAUUCACAGUGUCUUGCACAUCCUGAUAAGCUUGCACUCUGUGGACUUGAUCCUGUUAGACUUCACCGUCCUGACCGUUUGCAAGACAACAAUAAGACACAUCUAAUCAACACUUUGAAGGGUGGUGUAGUUUACUCCAAUAAAGUCAUUAUAAUGUCAUCCAUGCAUUCAAAAAGCGAGAUCAUUCGUAGUUUGAGUCAUGGACUGGAAUCUACCCUAAGCAUUCACCAGAACAAGUUGCUUGUUGCUCCUUUUGGAUUUGACAACUCCACCUGGGAUCCUUAUUAUGACAAAUUUCUUAGAGAAAAUUAUUGUGCAGAGAAUAUACAGGGUAAAACUGCUUGCAAAGUUGCAUUACAGCAGCAGCUGGGGUUAUUCAAGCAUGCUUCUACAGUUCUUGUUGGAUGCAUGUUCUCAGAGGUAUCAGAUGUUGUUUUGGAGAACCUGAAGGCAGUUCUUCGAGAUGCUAUCAUGAAUGGCAUCCAGUUUAUCUUCAUGGGGACUGACAAAACACCAAGUGCGAAUAGUGCAUUGGUAUCUUUGCAGGAAGAGCUUAAGGGUGGACAUGUGAGAUUUUUCGAUAUCUAUGAUGAAGCUUUAGCACACCUGAUCUUUGCAGGAUCUGACAUUAUAUUGUGCCAAUCCUUCCAUGAUCCUGUCCUUCAAGUGCCACUCAAGGCCCUAAAAUAUGGUGCUGCUCCAGUUUCAGUGGCCUCGGAUGAUAUCAGAUUCAGGCAUUUUCUAGAUAUUGAGACCACUAAAUUUUCACAGUUUAUCAACUCUACCUUCGGAAAUAUGACCCUAAGCCAGGCUUUGAACGAAAUUAAGAACAGCCCAUCUACAUGGAAGCAAAAAAUCAUCGAUGCCAUGUCACGAGACUUCUCGUGGGACGCAGAAUGCUGCAACAUUCAUAUUUCUGCAUACUCAGCCCUAAAGAAUUUGUAAAUCCCCGAACAGGUUUGCAUGUAUAUAUGUAUAUAUCAAUGAAGGCGUCGAUCAUUAGUAUAGCUACAAAUUUUGAGGUUGGCAUAAGUUGUGUCUCCAUGCAUAAGGGGCGGGCAGCAUGGCAUUUAAUUGCCAUUUCAGUAGCUUGAAGGGAAUAAGGUAGAAUAAUAAGUUGCAGGUAUUAAUCCUUCAAUUGUAUAGCCUUUUUAAGUGUAGUAAAUACUAUAUAAUCAUGUACUAUUGCAUGGUGGUUUUUGUAUGUAAAAUUUGUAAAUGGUUGCAUAAAGUGAGACCAAAACAAAAGGAUUAAUGCUCUGAACACUAGUGUGUUAAUAAAUAACAGCAGCAUUUGAUUU